Molecule: messenger RNA, 324 nt
Organism: Fomitiporia mediterranea MF3/22
Lineage: Eukaryota; Fungi; Basidiomycota; Agaricomycetes; Hymenochaetales; Hymenochaetaceae
Product: Arf GTPase activating protein
Exons: 4
Coding region: 1-324 (107 amino acids)
Biological process (GO): endocytosis; intra-Golgi vesicle-mediated transport; endoplasmic reticulum to Golgi vesicle-mediated transport
Cellular component (GO): Golgi apparatus
Molecular function (GO): GTPase activator activity
Source: RefSeq, a predicted model, not a curated record
AUGGCGUAUAGACAAGACAAGGCCACGACGGAAAAGCACGCUCGCAUCUUGCGCGAGCUCGUAAAGCAGCCAGGUAACAAGACUUGUGCGGAUUGCAAAAGACAAGAUGCUCGCUGGGCAUCAUGGAACAUAGGUGUAUUCAUCUGUAUCCGUUGUUCUGGCAUCCACCGGAGCAUGGGCACACAUAUCAGUAAGGUCAAAUCGGUUGACCUUGAUACUUGGAAUCCAGAGCAGAUGGAGUCCAUUCAAAAGUGGGGUAACCAUCGUGCAAACCUGUAUUGGGAAGCACAUCUUCGUCCAGGACACGUUCCUCCAGAACAGUAA